Molecule: messenger RNA, 7737 nt
Organism: Pangasianodon hypophthalmus (striped catfish)
Lineage: Eukaryota; Metazoa; Chordata; Actinopteri; Siluriformes; Pangasiidae
Product: cortexin-2
Exons: 3
Coding region: 6272-6505 (77 amino acids)
Source: RefSeq, a predicted model, not a curated record
AAGUAUAUUUCAACUAGGCCUAGAAAUUUACUUUAAAAGAAAUCCCAGUUUUUAAUUUGAGUUCAAAAUUCAAAAUGUGCUUAUAAUAAACUGAAAGGAAAACUUUCCCAUGAAACACAUCUGAUAUCUGUAUGUUGAAAUAUUUGAGACGUGUUUAGUGAUAUUGGUGCUAAUUUGUCUGUAAUUUCACUGAUCCCGUGAGGACUUAGCGGUUGUGUGCCGCACUGACGUCACAUGGCGGAUAUUACUGGCACAGGUACAAUGUCGAUUAAUAGGGGGGAAAAAAUCACUGUUCUCAAACAUAAGGGUUAAUAUUAGAAUUAGUUUUUAUUGUUAGCUCCUUGAAAACAAAAGAGCAAGAGCUUCAUUUCUUGCUCACCAUUAUCCAGUGACAUGUAAUGUUAUAUUAAUGAGAAAUCCAACCUAGAAGUAGUGGAUACAGCAAGCAUUGGACUCACAGGUCCAGAAUGCAGUGCAGCUAUACAGCAUAGUUGCUCUGAGUUGCAGAGACUUGGCUCAUCUAGCUAGUGAUAUAAGAGAUGACAAACUCCAUGGUGUUGAUAUGAAUGUUGAAGCUUUGGAAGCUUAUCUGAGCAGAGUGUACAGAUGAGGAGGUGAACGAGUGGACAAAGGAGGUGGACAGACUAACGGAUUAAAAUGUUGCUGCAUCAGUCCCUUUAUUCAGAGAUGAAGCAAAGACUAACUUCUACUGGCAUCACUAUUAUAAGAUAGUUGAACGGCAUUGUAGGUAAUGUUAAGCAAAGGGGACUGUCAGCAAGUGGGAAAGUAUACAGUCAGGUCCAUAUGUAUUUAUGCAGUGGCAUAAUUUUUGUAAUUUUGCCUCUGUACACCCCCACAAUGGAAGAAAUGUAAUGAAAUUGCAGAGUCAGUCACCUGACCUCACUCCAACUGAGCAUGCUUUUCACUUACUGAAGAUAAAACUGAAGGCAGAAAGACACACAAACCAGCAGCAACUGAAGGCAGCUGCAGUAACGGCCUGGCAAAGCAUCUCAAGGGAGGAAACUCAGCAUUUGGUGAUGUCCAUGGGUUCCAGACUUCAGGCAGUCAUUGACUGCAAAGGAUUUGCAUCCAAAUAUUAAAAAGUUGGUUUGUGCAAUUACUUUUGAGCCUGUGAAAAUGGAGAGACUCUGUAAAAAUGGCUGUAAUUCCUGGUUAAUGCAAUAUUUUUGUUAAUCCCCUUGACUUAAAGCUGAAAGCCUACACUUCAAUUACAUCUUGAUUGCUUCAUUGCAAAUCCACCUUGGUGCUGUACAAAGGUAUAAUUAUGAAAAUUGUGUCACUGUCCAAAUACUUAUGGACCUGACUGUAGUAGGGUUGCACUGCAGAAACCCCUCAUUACAAAGAUGAAUGGGUUCAGUAGUGCAAAAGCCACACACGCUCUUCUACAGAGAUGUAGAAGAAAAUAAUAUUUUCAGAUAAAUCAUUCUUCGCCAUAUUCUCAAAUAGUGGUUAAGUGAGUGUAAGUUGUACACCAAGAGAACAGUAAAGGCCUGAAGAGUUAACCCCUCUAAUGAAUGGGUAUAGUGAUGCUUAUGCCAUGAUGGUCAGUUUGGACUAAUGUGUUAGACAGCAUAGUUACAGCAUAAUUAGUUCACCUAGUUACCUUCUUGUAAGUUUGCACAGCGACACAUGACAUUUGACAUGACAUGGUAUUUGACAGAAAUAUCAUGUCAUAUGGCCUUUGUUCUCACCUCACAAGACCUAGAAAAAUGUUAUAAAAUGCUUUUAUCUCCUAUCAUUUAGAUUACUGUAACUCGCUUUAUCUUGAUAUCAGCAAGGCAUCUGUUGAUCGCCUACAGUUAGGACAAAAUGCAGCUUCAAGGUGACUCACUGGCACCAAGAAAAGAGACCACAUCACCUGUUUUGGCAUCCUUGCACUGGCUUCCUCUCCACUACAGGAUCCAGUUUAAAGUUGUGUGCUUUUAAAGCUCUUAAAGGUUUAGCUCCCACCUAUAUCUCUGAUCUGCUGUGCCAGUGUCCCAGGUCUCUAAUGUCUUCAGAUCAGUUUCUGUUGGCUGUUCCAUGAUCUUGGCUGGAGGCUAAUGGUGACUGUGCCUUUGCAGUGGCUGUGCCGAAAUUGUGGAACAGCCUCCCAUUGGGCAUCAGAUGUGUUCCCUCAGUUUUUAAAUCAAGACUAAAAACACCCUUUUGCAAAUUAGCAUUUUACUCUGUUUUGGUUGUGAAAUAGUUCCUUUUCCCCUCCCUUUUAUAUUUCUUGCUUUUAUUGUUGUCUAUACCUAUUUUUAUGCUCUUUACUUGCUUCUGUGUGAUCUUAACACAUAACCAUGACCAAUGUACAGCACUUUGGUCAACUUUGGUUAUUUUAAAUGUGCUUUAUAAAUUACUUACUUACUUACUUACUUGUACACGAGUUAGACCUUUUGUCCACCCUGGGGCUAUCCACAUAACAGCUUAUGACUAGACCUACAGGUAACCUGUCCACCAAAGCUGGUAAUAACUAUUGUCUUCUAUCCAACCCAGCAGUCUAGGAGGUACUCCUCAAUGCAAGAGUACACGGUUCUUAUAUGCUUUCAGGUGGAAACUGAUCUAUGAAUGGUGUACACUCCAUCAUCUCGAUCCUGGCUCCCCCAAGAGCCCUGUGUGGGAUCUCACCAUUUUACUGGAGUCCCUUAAGUCCUCCCCAUAUGAGAGCAUGUAGGAUGCCAAACUGAAAUUCAUCACUUGAAAGACUGCCUUUUUUCUAGCAAUCACUCCAACAAAAGUAGUGGGAGAACUGCAUGCCUUGGCAAUAAGCUCGCCUUGCAUGUAUUGUUGGCCAGCCAACUUCAGACUGACCUUGUGGUUGAACCCAGGAUUUCUGCUCAAUGUCACAUCACCUACUUUUUUCAACUAACUAAUUAACCAUUCAUCAUUCCAUGAGGUGGAACCUGCUGAGUGUUCCUUGUUAUGACCAGUAUAUGACCUACAGAGAGUGGCUAUUUGAUCAUCAGGCCAACUGUUCAUUUACCACAGAGGGAAGACACAAGCAGCUCCUGUGUCUAAACAGGUUUACUGGGUUAUUGAUGUAAUCAAUUUGGCCUCCACCGUGACAUGCCACAUUACAAGGAGUGUUUCCACCUCAGGAGCAUUACUUACACAUGUGCCACUCUAGGACUUAUGCACUGCUGAUGCCUGGGCACCUUCUCCAUGUUCAGGGUUAACAUUGCCCCUCCCAGUGGCGUGAGUGUGGCUGUCAUCUGUCAUCUCAACACCUGUCCAGUCAGUCAUAAGGUGGAUCGGUUUCUCAUGACAUGUUGCAUAUGUUAUCCAGUCGAUAUUUGCCACUCCUGUUGGUUAGGAUGGGUGAAAUAAAACACUAGUUAUAUAUCUAACUAUGGUUCUAUAACACUGAAUAACCACCAGUGUUCUCUUUCAUAUGGAACUAGCACUGAACAGACAGGAACUCUGCCAGAAAGUUGCAGGAAAACAUUGGCUAUAUGACAGUGGUAUUUAUAUCACAUAGUGCACCAUAUGGUCAAUGUGCAACUCUGUUAAAGGUCUCGGCAUGCAUGUGCAUACGAGCAAGAAGGUAUCCUGGUGAUCCUCAUGGGUCCUGGGGGUUAGCUGGUAUUAAUAGAAAAACAGUUACAUACAUAACGAGCAAUUUCCUUUCAACGAGACAAUAGUUAUAGUCUUCAAGCAGGUCAGGACAGCAGUUUGCACCAGACAUACACUGAGUGAGAUAGCUAGCUGACCGUCAGGUGGUCUGCGUGCAUGGCCUGAAAUAAUAUCCAGCAACUUUGUGACUGUUCAUUCUUGUCAGAGAUUUCUCUCUGUCCAUGGACAGUGUGAACCUCUGGCUGCUGAUAGGUGCUGUGCUGUGUUUUGCUUCUUGUUUUUAAUUUCAAUUUGAUCAUUGCUGUGUGCUUCUGGCAGGGAGGAAUUAUUGGUUGUUACACUGGCAGCUUUGCUUUUGUUGGCUGUAUUUUCCUGUCACAUGCAUUAUAGAUAUGAGUUGUUGCUGGAAUGGUUCCCUAUCUUCAGUUGGGUUUUGGAUAUUUAAUGCCAGGUUAAGGUUGUUUCUGUCUGCACUAUGUGCUACAUUGAUACCUGAUUUGAAACUUGUCUAAAGCAACUGAACCUGGUCACUGAUUAAUGGUUUUGGUUUGGUAGUGUGCAUAUCUUUUUUAGCCACACUGACCUAUUUUAUGAUGUACUGCACUACGGAUUCCACAUAUAGACAUGUUGUAUAGACGUGUGGUUUAUACUUUGAAUAGGUCCCAGCCAGUGCAUUGAAACAAUCCUGUAACAUUGAUUUGGUACCUUUGGCUAUGACAUACCAGAUUCUUCUCAUUCCCAGUAUAAUGGUAGCAGAAAGAGUAGAAUAGUAGGAUUGGGGGAUGGCCCUAUAGGCCUCUUGGAUAUUUGUUUACACUCGUUCAACUAGUUUUUCCUGCUUGUUGGACAGAUGUCAUGCUGAUGAAACUUGGGAAAACUUGAAAAAUUGAACAGUGUCUGCAGGGUUCUUGGUGCUCAUUGCAUCAUGGUGACAAGCUCAAGUAUACUUUGUGUACAUGCUGUAUUACUGACUAGUACACCAAUUCAGUCAUUCUUCUGUUUUGCCCAUAUAGCACUAAGAGUUACAUUCAAAAGCAAUCCAGUAUGAUCAGAUUACACUCCACUCUCUGAGUAUACCAAUUUUGUUAGUAUAGGUAACUUUAGGGAUGGCCAGCCUCACUGGGGACCCAGAACUUCCCUAUAUGCAAAAUUAUUUAUGUUUCUCACCAGAAUUUUUACAAGAAUUUGUUUUCACAGGAAUUUGUAAAAUUUUUGGUACUUCAAACCCUUCCAGCCCUUUUUGUUCUAUACUCGUAGAACCUGUCUUACUGGGAUUCACGUUUGUUAAUCUUCAAAUAAUAGUAACAUAAUCCUCUACCAUCAUAAUAACAUAUGCAAGAUCAUUCUAUUUUUGUAACUAUUUUGGCUUCAGGUGGCACUUAAUGGAAACCUCACUGUUCACAUUCUUAGAAUGUGAUAGAAAGCAAUCAUCUGCAAUUUUAAUAUUAUAAGUGACACAAAAAUACUGCAUGUGUGCCAUUUGUAGGAUAUGCACUGAAGAUAAAGCUCUUUCUAUGGCAUGGGGUAAAAGACUGGCCUUGCUUGAGCACAGCAAUAAACAUAAUCUUCCAUUUCCACCAUUUAUAAUCAUGGUGUAUUGAAGAUAUUAACCCAGCCUGGCAAUAAAGGAAUGAUUAAAAUGUACUGUAUAGCACAAAAACACUAUAAACUUAAAUAUAUCAGGUUGGUUUUAGCUUAUUCUAUUUCAAAGAAAGCAAGUACACUUGAUUUAGGAUCACAGACGAUGUUACAGACAUGCUCAAAUCCUAAAAUCCAAAUCACUGGUCAGUAGAGGAAUUUGAUGCUGUGAACUUCACCCUGGUUUCUUGUGGAAGUUUAUCCCUCUAAAUGUAUUUUUAAAAAAUUGUAUUUGUAUUCACAGCAAAUUCAUUUCAUACAAAAGUUAUUAAUAUGAUAUUAAUAGGAUAUCAAUUUAAUACAUGAUACAUAUUGUGCUAUAAUAAAAGAUAGCUCACAUUUAGAUACACAUGUAUUUCUGUGAAGAAUUUCUGUUCGCUUUUCUUUGGUUAGUAGAAAAAAAUGAAUUUCUCAUACUAUUACUGCUACUAAUAUCUGAGACACACCAAAUGAAAAUGUAUUAUUAUUCUGGCCAUGGCUCAAGUCAGAGAUGAUGACUAUGAUGUGUUGAUAUGACACGUUUCUAAGCCCUUAUUGAAUCUUCAUGCUUCACUGAAACAGUGAUUUGCAGAGAGCCUCGGUUGGAUCACACGUCUCUCUCACUCGCCCAGCAUUCAGUGAACACACUUUGAGGAAUUGCUAUGGCAACUGGUUGCUAUGGGUGAUAUGACACCACCACACACUCAUCUGGUAGGGGGGAGAGGGAGUUGCACAACAAAAGACAGGAAUGCAAGCAAGGAACAGAAGCUAUUAUUUUGAUUUCUGAAUUAACUGAAGGACUGCUUUAAAAAGUUGAGAAAACGUAUGGCUUCAAGCAGGAAGUCAUAAUGGACACCGAGACUUUCUCAGUUUAUUUUUGGCGUCCAUCUGUUUGCCUCUGACGGACCUUUUUAUAGCUGCUCCUCCACAACAGUAUUGUCAUAAAGAACACUGAGUACAGCAGUAAGGAGGAUGUGGAAACUUGUUGAAUCUGAGGCUUGACGUGAUGGCUACAUGCCACUGAGGCCGUGGUGAGGGAGGCUUGUGGGAUACAGAGUGCAUUGAGAAGCUGAGGAUGGCGGAGCACCUCCACAGCAGCACGCUGUCUGCAUCUGGGGCCACUCAGCCCAUCCCUUUCCUCACCCUUGAGCAAAAGGCAGCCUUCGUUUUUGUGCUGCUCCUCUUCAUUUUCCUGGGCCUGCUGAUUGUGCGCUGUUUCCGCAUUCUUCUGGACCCCUACAGCAGCAUGCCUUCUUCCACAUGGACAGACUAUAUGGAGAAAGACACAUUUGACUACCGUAUUGCCUGAGGGACUGCCUGGGCUUGGCUGGUCGUGAUGCCACAUGAUGGCUACCUCACAGUCUCCACUACAGAGUCGAAUAACACCUCCAUGCUGGUGGUGUACGUAUGGUGGCAUGAUGUCUCAUUUUUGAAAAAACAAAACAAAACAAAACACAUAUUCUACUAUACAUUUCUUCCAUUUAUACUUAUGGGAUAAUUUACUGCCAGCACAAUACCUCACAUAUUUCACCACAGCUGAUAAGUGAUGUCACAUCCAGGUUUCCUGAGAAGUAUUAGCGAUGACACACCCGGAGCUAAAACUAGCCAAUUACCUGUCAUAAGCAGUUUGGGUGAGCUAUUUAUCUCAUGUUGAUGCAGUGUAAAUCAUUAAUUCUCACGAUGAGGGUAAAUCCUUUACUGAAUUUAUUACUCCACUACCUUUAUAGAACUUAAAGUGCUUUGGUUUAGGGAUUGUAAAAUCCCCUGAGCUCUUUGUUGAGAAAGUCCUGAGCUUCUGGCCUUAUGAUUCAGUGUGUUUACAGAGCUGCCAGUAAAAAAAAAAACUGGCCUCAUUGUUAUUAAGCUAAAUGUCAAUCAGUGUAAUGACCAAGCAGCCUCCUUAGGCAUCUGGAUGAGAGCUUUGACAAGUUCCUCCUCUCUCUCACUCUCUUUCUGUCUUUUUCUCUCUGCAGUGUGCUUUAAUAGGGUGUGUCUGAUGUGGUGCAUAUUGUUCAACAGUAUUUCCUAAUUACAGAAAUGAACUGUUCAUUCAAAUGAUGUGAAUUCGCUGUUGUGCACAAGCUAUCAGUGCAUUAUUGAUUUUGCAAAUGCUCUGGUGCAAAGCUGUGAUUAGCUUAACUACAUGUUUUUAAAAGAGAUCCAGCUCACAUAAACAAGAAAUGUGUCUAUGAUGUGCAAAAGAUAUGAAUUGCCAUUUCAGUGCCUGUUUUUAUUUAAUUUUACUACCUGCUAUUGAUUUGUAGUCUGUAUAGUUGAGAUUGCUCUGUUUGAAACUGUCAUUGGAGACAGUUAUUGCCACAGCACAUUAAGCUCUAGCGUCAGGAAUUACUGUAGUCAUUACAAUGCACAUUGUGAGAAAGUGUGUGCGUAUGUGUGUGUGUGUGUGUGUGUGUUUGAUAUAUUAGGUACUUAAUACUGAGACACUCUUCAGAAACCACCAUGUGCCAUGUGGUUCACAAGUAGGUCUUGCAUUUAAUGUGCUUUUUAUAUUUGUUUCCAAAUAAAGAUAAAUGUAUUUCU